Emiliania huxleyi CCMP1516 is the source of this 301-nucleotide messenger RNA. RefSeq lists its product as hypothetical. The annotation marks the transcript as partial. Gene Ontology annotation, biological process: regulation of cytokinesis; mitotic spindle organization; protein phosphorylation. The transcript is spliced from 3 exons. NCBI's taxonomy places the organism in Eukaryota, Haptophyta, Isochrysidales, Noelaerhabdaceae. Gene Ontology annotation, cellular component: spindle midzone; spindle microtubule; chromosome passenger complex. Gene Ontology annotation, molecular function: ATP binding; protein kinase activity. The record is from RefSeq and is a predicted model, not a curated record.
GGCUCCCGGACGCCGAAGAAGCAGUGGUCGCUCAACGACUUUGACAUCGGCAAGCCGCUGGGCAACGGCAAGUUCGGCAAGGUGUACCUCGCGCGCGAGAAGAAGACGCACUUCAUCGUCGCGCUCAAGGCGCCCGAGAGGGUGCUCUUCAAGAGCCAGCUCACCAAGGCUGGCGUCGAGCACCAGCUGCGGAGGGAGAUCGAGAUCCAGGCGCACCUGAGGCACCCAAACAUCCUGCGGCUGUACGGCUACUUUUACGACCAGACGCGCAUCUACCUCAUCCUUGAGUUUGCGGCAAAGG